Molecule: messenger RNA, 909 nt
Organism: Seriola aureovittata
Lineage: Eukaryota; Metazoa; Chordata; Actinopteri; Carangiformes; Carangidae
Product: olfactory receptor 6N2-like
Exons: 1
Coding region: 1-909 (302 amino acids)
Biological process (GO): G protein-coupled receptor signaling pathway
Cellular component (GO): membrane
Molecular function (GO): G protein-coupled receptor activity; olfactory receptor activity
Source: RefSeq, a predicted model, not a curated record
AUGGAUAGUAAAAUCAAUGUGACGUAUAUAACUCUAGAUGGGUAUGUGGAAAUUAACAAAUACAAAUAUCUGUAUUUUAUGAUCAUGUUUACAUGUUAUAUUCUAAUAAUCUGCUGUAACUCCACCAUCGUGUGUCUCAUCUGUAUUCACCAAAACCUCCAUGAGCCUAUGUACAUUUUCAUUGCAGCUUUGUUAAUCAACUCUGUUCUUUACAGCACUGCAUUAUACCCAAAGUUUUUGAUUGACUUUUUAUCUGAAAAACAGAUCAUAACUUACCCAGCUUGUCUCUUUCAGUGGUUUAUAUAUUACUCUUUAGGCGGUUCAGAGUUCUUACUGCUGUCAGCCAUGGCCUAUGACAGGUAUGUGUCUAUAUGUAAACCUCUGCAAUAUCCAACUAUCAUGAGAACAAAAACUAUUAAUAUUUUAUUGCUUUUAGCCUGGCUUCUGCCUGCUUGUCUGGUUGCAGUACAGACUGUUCUGAAUGCUAAUAAAAAACUGUGUAACUUUACUUUGAAAGGAAUAGCUUGUAACAGCUCAGUCUAUAAACUUCACUGUGUGAGUUCACCUGUGCUUAAUAUAUAUGGUUUGGUUCUUUUUGUGAAAGCUGUGAUUUUCCCCUUGAUCUUCGUACUCUUUACAUACAGCAGGAUAUUUAUAAUCUCUUAUCGGAGCUGUAGAGAAGUCAGGAAAAAAGCUGCACAGACCUGUUUACCUCACUUGAUGGUUAUACUAAACUUUUCCUGUUUGAGUGCAUAUGAUAUACUUCUACUGCGAAUGGAAACUAAUUUUCCAAAAACUGUUCGCUUCAUUAUGACAUUGCAAUUAGUAAUUUAUCAUCCUCUCAUUAAUCCGAUCAUAUAUGGACUGAAAAUGAAAGAAAUUUAUAAACACCUCAAGAGGUUAUUCUGA